Messenger RNA from Emys orbicularis (European pond turtle), 2420 nucleotides. It is a transcript of the gene ZNF618, whose product is annotated as zinc finger protein 618. NCBI's taxonomy places the organism in Eukaryota, Metazoa, Chordata, Testudines, Emydidae. Gene Ontology annotation, molecular function: protein dimerization activity. Bases 60 to 2420 code for a protein of 786 amino acids. The transcript is spliced from 11 exons. The record is from RefSeq and is a predicted model, not a curated record.
AAGCAGAGGGCUCUGAUUCUGUGACAUCUCAGUCCUCGCCGAGUGAAGAGCCUGGAACAAUGACGGAGGUGAAGGUGAAAACAGAGAUACCAGAUGACUAUAUUCAAGAGGUGAUCUGGCAGGAUGACACCAAAGAUUCCAAGAAAAACAUAAAGGAUGGGCCAGGAGAUGUGCCAGCAGAAAUCUGUGUGGUGAUUGGAGGGGUCCGCAACCAGCAGACACUUGGGUCUUAUGAGUGUGGAAUAUGUGGGAAGAAAUACAAGUAUUACAACUGUUUCCAGACCCAUGUGCGGGCGCAUAGAGACACUGAAGCUGCCUCAGGUGAAGGAGCCUCACAAGGCAACAAUUUUAGGUACACAUGUGACAUUUGUGGGAAAAAAUAUAAAUACUACAGCUGUUUCCAAGAGCACAGAGACCUGCAUGCUGUGGAUGACCCUUAUGACCAGACAGUCAUAGCAGCAGAUGAAGUGAAAGAGGAGGAGCCAGAACCAUUUCAGAAGAUUGGUCCAAAAACUGGCAAUUAUACAUGUGAAUUCUGUGGCAAGCAGUACAAAUAUUACACUCCCUACCAGGAACAUGUGGCGCUGCAUGCACCUAUUAAAAGCGCAUUCAGUAGGAGAGUGGAAGGCAAAGUGCAAAACAACUUUGAAGAAACAAACAGCAGCUCCCAAAACUCUAGUGAAACCGCAAGUCCCCUGAUUUCAAAUCCUUUCCCGCUUUUACAAAAACCUUACACCUGUGGAGCUUGUGGAAUCCAGUUUCAGUUUUAUAACAAUCUGCUGGAGCACAUGCAGUCUCAUGCAGCUGACAAUGAGAACAAUAUUGCCUCUAACCAACCCAGAUCACCUCUGACUGUUGUGGAAGAAAAGUGGAAACCACAGCUCCAAAGAAACAAUGCCAAUAAUACAUCUGCAAGUGGUUCAGUAGCAAACAGUGCAAUCCCGGAGAAGGAGCGGCAGAACAUUGCUGAAAGGCUGCUGCGGGUGAUGUGUACCGACCUCGGAGCUUUGAGUGUGGUGAGCGGGAAGGAAUUCAUCAAGCUGGCCCAGACCUUGGUGGAUAGUGGUGCUCGCUACGGUGCUUUCUCUGUCACAGAAAUCCUUGGCAACUUCAACACACUGGCGCUGAAGCAUUUGCCUCGGAUGUACAACCAAGUGAAAGUGAAAGUCACCUGCGCCCUGGGCAGCAAUGCCUGCCUAGGCAUAGGAGUCACUUGCCACUCUCAGAGCGUUGGCCCUGAUUCCUGCUACAUCCUGACAGCUUAUCAGGUUGAAGGCAACCACAUCAAGAGUUAUGUCCUGGGAAUUAAGGGUGUGGACACCCGAGAUAAUGGUGAUUUUAUCCACCACUGGGUGCAGAACGUGAUGUCUGAGUUUGUGAUGUCGGAAAUCAGGACAGUGUACGUCACCGACUGCAAAGUCAACUCCUCUGCGUUCUCCAAGGCAGGCAUGUGCUUGCGUUGUUCGGCCUGUGCCUUGAACUCAGUCGUGCAGAGCGUGUUGAGUAAGCGAACACUACAGGCUCGCAACAUGCACGAAGUCAUCGAGCUCCUGAAUGUCUGUGAAGAUUUGGCAGGAUCCACGGGCCUCUCAAAGGAGACCUUUGGCUCUCUGGAGGAGACGUCUCCCCCACCCUGCUGGAACUCAGUGACUGACUCCCUCCUGCUUGUCCAUGAGCGUUAUGAGCAGAUAUGCGAGUUCUACAGCAGAGCCAAGAAGAUGAACCUCAUCCAAAACCUGAACAAGCAUCUUCUCAGCAACCUGGCGGCCAUUUUGGCCCCAGUGAAACAAGCAGUGAUUGAACUGAGCAAUGAGAGCCGGCCCACCCUGCAGCUGGUACUGCCCACCUACGUGAAACUGGAGAAACUGUUCACUUCCAAAGCCAAUGACGCUGGCAUAGUCAGCAAGCUUUGCCACCUCUUCCUGGAGGCACUGAAGGAGAACUUCAAAGUUCACUCUGCACACAAAGUAGCCAUGAUCUUGGACCCUCAGCAGAAGCUGCGGCCAGUCCCACCAUACCAGCAUGAAGAGAUCAUUGGCAAGGUCUGUGAAUUGAUCAAUGAAGUGAAAGAGUCCUGGGCAGAAGAACCAGAAUUUGAACCUUCUACCAAGAAACCACGGGCAGCAGGGGAGGCCCCGCCAGCUCAGGAAGAAGAGCAGUUUGGGAAAAAUGAAGUCUACGAUUAUUUGCAAGAACCCCUCUUCCAGGCCACCCCUGAUCUAUUUCAGUACUGGUCAUGUGUUACCCAAAAGCAUACGAAACUAGCCAAGUUGGCCUUUUGGCUCUUAGCAGUGCCUGCUGUCGGGGCCAGAAGUGAAUGUGUAAAUAUGUGUGAGCAGGCGCUCUUAAUCAAAAGGAGGCGGCUGCUCAGUCCAGAAGACAUGAACAAACUCAUGUUUUUGAAGUCCAACAUGCUUUAA